CUUUCUCUACAGCGGCAGUCUCAACCGUGGCCUCACGGCAAGCAAACGCAGAUAAAAUGGCUUGCUGACGUAAACAAGACUUUACAUGUAAACAAUAGUGUAAACAACGAUAUGUGGGUAGAUGUAAGUGGCCGCGAAAAACACAGCUACAUGACACAGACCAACGGCUCAUUUAUACCAGGGUACACUGGACAUUGUCCUAUGCUCAAGUUUCGCUUCGGGAAAUGCUACGGUGACAACACGAGACAAAUCCUAAGGGAAAUACGAUCCAAGGGACUGUUCAACAAGCCGCUGGAAUACCGCAAAGGCGACAACUACGAGCUAGACAACAUGCCGCGUUACAAUAAACCUCAGAGAGACGUGUAUGACGGACUGACCAACAGACAGCCAGCCUACAUGACCGGCUACACUGGAUACGUGCCCGGGAUGAGUUUCAGAUACGGAAAGUCCUACGGGCGUGCGGCAGACGACUGCAUGACCGACUUCACUGAGCGCCAACGCGACCUGAGACGCAAGGCCGACUUCAACAAGACGUAUUCUAGAUCCAAGAGCGCGCCUAAAAUGGAGACCAUACAUUCCCGGGACGAGAUACGCCGAGAUCUCAGUCGGUUUAGAGAGAUUAACAAGUAUAAAGAAAAUACGAUUUCGCCGGAAUUUCCACCGAUAGCAGGCUAUACUGGUCAUAUCCCAAGAAUCAAAGGCUCUGAAGCGUCUCUUAGUCAAAGAUAUCACUGCGCAGCCAAACGAGGUCUCGAGUUAAUAAAAAAGGAGAAAGAAAAGCGUACAGAAUUGCAAAACGCCGACGCCAGCAUAAGAGCUAUUCUUAAAACCCCAGAGAGGAAGUAUUCUUAUUUUAAUUGGGGAUAGCAUACAGGCAGAAGAAUGUUCUUUACCAAAUGUAGAUGAUCAAGAACAUUCUUCUAUAAACCAAUCAGUAUUUUGUUGAAUUUUAACGUUGUACACAGAAGCAAUAUUUUAGGUGAUAGGUAACGGUAUAAAUGUGCAAUACUAAACAGAUGUAGAGUUAACUAUUAAUAUCUUCAAUCUGUUUUUUGAAUGUUACUCAUAAAUAAAGCUUAAACUGCAUUCAAAGAGUAUUGAAACUAUACUUCCAAUUUGUCAAUGCUGUUGCUGAUAUCAGUAUUUCAUUUCAUUGUUGUAAAUAGGAAAGUCAUCAAGUGUUAUAUUAGAUAAAUAUAAGUAUAUCAAUUGUUGAGUU
Plodia interpunctella (Indianmeal moth) is the source of this 1219-nucleotide messenger RNA. Its product is annotated as ciliary microtubule inner protein 2B-like. Bases 112 to 867 code for a protein of 251 amino acids. The transcript has 5 exons. NCBI's taxonomy places the organism in Eukaryota, Metazoa, Arthropoda, Insecta, Lepidoptera, Pyralidae. The record is from RefSeq and is a predicted model, not a curated record.